This is a messenger RNA of Paramormyrops kingsleyae, 5415 nucleotides long. It is a transcript of the gene acap3a, whose product is annotated as ArfGAP with coiled-coil, ankyrin repeat and PH domains 3a. Gene Ontology annotation, cellular component: cytoplasm. The record is from RefSeq and is a predicted model, not a curated record. Lineage: Eukaryota; Metazoa; Chordata; Actinopteri; Osteoglossiformes; Mormyridae. Gene Ontology annotation, molecular function: GTPase activator activity; protein binding.
AGUGUGGUUAGUGUGCGAGACUAGUCCUGACAGUGCUUCUCGGGACUAAGGCAGGACAGCGAACUACACGGUACCAUUCCCUCCUUGAUUGCGGGCAAUGAAAUUUACAGAUUGAAAGUGGGGGAGGAAUAAUAUAUAAAAUGACGGUGGACUUUGAAGAAUGUAUCAAAGAUUCUCCCAGAUUCAGGGCAAAUAUCGACGAGGUCGAGACGGAGGUGGUGGAAAUUGAAGCGAAGCUAGAUAAGCUAGUGAAGCUAUGCAGCGGUAUGAUCGAGGCCGGCAAGGCCUACGUCAGCGCCAACAAGCUGUUUGUCAACGGGGUUCGGGACCUCUCCCAGCAGUGCAAGAAGGACGAGAUGAUCUCAGAGUGUUUGGAGAAAUUUGGAGAGAGUCUUCAGGAAAUAGUCAACUACCACAUGAUCCUGUUCGACCAGGCCCAGAGGUCUGUCAGGCAGCAGCUACACAACUUCGUCAAAGAGGAUGUGCGCAGGUUCAAGGAGACCAAGAAGCAGUUUGACAGGGUGCGUGAGGACAUGGAGAUGGCCCAGGUGAAGAAUGCCCAGGCGCCGCGGAACAAGCCCCACGAGGUGGAGGAGGCCACGGGCACACUCACCAUUACCCGGAAGUGCUUCCGGCACCUGGCACUGGACUACGUGCUGCAGAUCAAUGUUCUUCAGGCAAAGAAGAAGUUUGAAAUCUUAGAUUCGAUGCUGUCCUUCAUGCAUGCCCAGCACACGCUCUUCCAGCAGGGAUACAACCUCCUGGAUGAGAUCAAUCCCUACAUGAAGAGACUGGCGGCAGAGCUGGAUCAGCUGGUGAUCGACUCGGCCAUAGAGAAGAGGGACAUGGAGCAUAAGCACGCCACCAUUCAGCAGCGGACUCUGAUGGAGGAUUUCUCCUACGACGACUCGAAGGUGGAGUUCAAUGUGGAUGCUCCCAACGGUGUGGUGAUGGAAGGGUACCUGUUCAAAAGGGCCAGCAACGCCUUUAAGACAUGGAACAGGCGGUGGUUCUCCAUACAAAACAGUCAGCUGGUGUAUCAGAAGAAGUUAAAGGACUCCCUGACGGUGGUGGUGGAGGACCUGAGGCUUUGUUCUGUCAAGCCCUGCGAGGACAUCGAGAGGAGGUUCUGCUUCGAGGUAGUCUCCCCCACCAAGAGCUGCAUGCUGCAGGCGGAGUCGGAAAAGCUGAGGCAGGCCUGGAUCCAUGCAGUGCAAGCCAGCAUCGCCUCGGCCUACCGGGAAAGCCCUGACACGUACUACAUCGAGCGCCUAGACCGCACGGCCUCACCGUCCACCAGCAGCAUCGACUCGGCCAGCGAACCGCGGGAGCGCUGCGUGCGUGCGGACGGCAUACUGCACCGCGUCCAGUCCGUGCCGGGCAACGAGAUCUGCUGCGACUGCGGCCAGGCCGAUCCACGCUGGGCCAGCAUCAACCUAGGCAUCCUGCUGUGCAUCGAGUGCUCCGGCAUCCACAGGAGUUUGGGCGUUCACUGCUCCAAGGUCCGGUCACUGACUUUGGAUUCUUGGGAACCAGAAUUAUUGAAGCUGAUGUGCGAGCUGGGAAACGGCACCAUCAACCACAUUUAUGAAGGGUCUUGUGAAGAAUUAGGCGUGAAGAAGCCCGGGCCCUCAAGUUCAAGACAGGAGAAGGAGGCCUGGAUAAAAGCCAAGUACGUGGAGAAGAAGUUUCUGAAGAAGCUGUCGGGCAGCGAAGCCUUAGUGAACGGCGAGCGGAAAUCACGGCGCUGGAGCGUGAAGACGUGCCAGAGGCACGACAGCAGUGGCAAAGCCCCCAAAUCACGCCGCAAGCACCGGCAAGAGCCUGGCAGUGCCUCUCCGGCCACCCUGUCUUCAGUAGCUGCCGCACUGGAGAGGAAAUUUCGGAGGGACUCGCUCUUCUGCCCGGACGAGUUGGACUCUCUCUUCUCCUAUUUCGACACGGGCUCCGGGCCUCGCAGCCCCGCAGGUCUGAGCAGCGACAGUGGCCUCGGUGGCAGUACAGACGGCAGCACGGACAUCCUGCUGUUUGGCUCGGUGGUGGACAGUGUCACGGAGGAAGAGUGCGAGGUUUCGGAGGAGUCGAGCGGGGAGACAGAGCUGGAGACGUCGGACCCUGAGGACCUUCGGGACCUGCACCCCGGCGGCCUUCUGUACAAGGCGUCACGAGCACGGAACCUUCCCGCCAUGGCGGCGGCGCUGGCUCAUGGAGCGGACGUCAACGCCACCAAUGACGAGGACGAGAGCAAGAGCCCGCUUAUCCAAGCCGUGGCCGGGGGUUCAUUGAUAGCCUGCGAGUUUCUGCUGCAAAAUGGUGCCGACGUCAACCAAAGAGACAUCCGAGGGAGGGGGGCCCUCCACCAUGCCACAUAUCUAGGACACACGGGGCAAGUCUGCCUGUUCCUGAAGCGAGGAGCUAACCAGAACGGAGAUGAGGACGGCCAGGACCCGCUGAGCAUCGCCGUGCAGGCCGCCAACGCCGACAUCGUCACCUUGUUACGUCUGGCUCGGAUGAACGAGGAGAUGCGGGAAUCCGAAGGCCCCCUCGGACAGCCAGAUACGGCUGUCGGCAUGGCUGCCAUGAAAUCACAGCUCAAGGAUUUUCGGGAUAGAGUGAGUGGAGUGUCAUGGUUCUUGACGCUGGGCUUUGUUCCUCUGUGGGUGUGGUGCUUUCAUUUAUGGAGCCCCUCUCUUUCCCAACUGUUCCUGUCCAGACUGCUUUUCUCUCACACAAAGUGGGCUUUUUGUUCAUAGGAGGGAAGGAAAUGAACAAUUCCAUAGUAAAAUGAGUAUUAAAGUAUUUCCUGUGCGCUCCUUUCAAAAAGCACACUGACUUAUGCUAAUAAACCAAUUAUAAAGGUUAAAUGGUCAUUGUACGGUAAUAUAUAAUACGCUAAUUCAAAGCUGGCUAAUAUACUGGAAAAGAAUGCAAUCAUCAUGGGUUUUAUGGUAAUGAUUUUGAUUUAUGCUCUCUUCCCAAAUACAAUCUAAAAAAAAUAGAGAAAAGUUCCCCCACUAACAUGUACAGGGUGAUAAUUGCAGACAGAGGAUAUUAACUCUUGGGAUGGGUCUGUGUGGUGGAAGGAUUUACUCACUAUGUCUUUCGAAGUUUUCCUUAAUAAAACUUAGUAAGGUUAAAGGUCAGUGACCGAAGUGUUUAAAUUAGGUUGUUUUUUUCACAUUUUUCACUGUGGAUAUAGUAAUGACACUGAUUUAAUGCACUGGAACUGCAGUGCAAAUGCAGAUAAACAGCAUAUUGGUCCUGACACUGUAUUUUGUGGCAUAAAAAAGUUAAAAUACCACUAUUAAUACUGAAAAUACUAAUGGAUGUUGUUAUUGUUAUUAUUAUUAUCCUUAAUAUUAUUAUAAACACAGUGUCAAAAAUGGGUCACUGUAAAUAGUAAAGGCAUUAAGUAUAAAAGUGUAAGAAAUCCAUAUAAAAUAUAAAAUUCCCAUAAUAAUUAUCUUCCUUGUGGGAAAUUCCCAAAAAUAUCUUAUCUCCUUCUAUGAGUAUUUCUGGUAGAUUUUUCAUAUGACACUCUAGGUUUCACUUGACCUUUUGCCAAAUUAUCAGAUCUAUUAGUGAUUUUGUCAUUUUUAUUUUCGUGGUACUGAAUCUGAGCUUUAUAAAUUAUUUGAAAUAUUAUAAAACUGCAAUGAAAUGUUACAACUAUUUUUUUGUGUAUUCCUCACUGGGGAAAAAAAGAAGGAAUAUUUAGAACCUUUAAUUUCAUCGUAAAGAUCUACGAUGGGAUGAAAGGCACCAGUGUAAGACUCUCCCCCUUCUCCUCUAGGUGACACCACGUACCUUGACAUCUUUAGGGAGUUUUCUCACAUGGCGUCACACGACCCCGAAAAGCUGAAGCGCCGUAGCGUUCACUUCCGCCACUCCUUCAGGUAGCUUGCGGCCGCACGCCAGGAGCCCCAGCUUCUACUCGAAGUGUGCUGCCGUCACUGUCUGGGUGGUCGUUCUCUCCAUCUCGAUCUCCAGCAGGCCGCCCCUUCGAAGGACUUCCAUGGACAGAGACUGAGAACUAGAUGGGACCUUCUCCAGCGGCUUCUGUUUCUGAUAAAAUCACUAAAACUGGGCUUAAAUGAGAGGCGUCCAUCAUGCUGUAGCCUUUUACUAAAGAUUGUUUCACUUUAUCAACACCGAAGGUUAUUUUUUAUUGAAAAGAAACACCACUUAAUGAUGGUUAAUGGACUCUAACCAUUUCCAUGCGACUACAGAGUAAUUAUACAGGAUAUACAAAAAGAAGCAUAUAACUAAAUUAAGGGGCUAAGUUAGAUUGCAUGUCAUGUUGGCUACUAAUGAGGGACAGAAAAAUGCACGUAGUUUUUCAUGGGAGUCGACUGAGCCAAAUUAGUCAGGAACAUGUGACUGCUAGAGACUCAAUUGCUGUUACAUUGAAGUGUUUUCCAUGUUUUAGUAUGAAUCCUUCAUAAUUUAUGCCUUAUGUUUUGUGGGGAUUUGCAGGACUUUUCCUCUUAUUUCAUGUAAAGUGAUUUGAUAUACUUUUUUUCAUUUCUUGGUGGCACUAAUAGCAUAUAUAUGCAAGCUUAUGGAGGAACUGUAAGGUUUAACCUCUCAGAGCUGGGCUAUCAAACAUUUUUCCUGACGAGAACAGAAGGGUCUUGUCCAACGGUAUAUGAAACGGAUACACAAGAGAUGAACUUGGUAGUGGGUGCAAUGUAAUGGUGAAUGGUGGUGAGUUAAAUAUGAAUCACUGUGAAAAAAGCGAAGUCACUUGCAUCCAUCUGUCUAAGACUGCCUGUCAGUUAUAUUGUCGAUCCAUCUUGGAACUGCAUCCUCUGGUGAGGGAUCGUGGUCAGCUGUAUUGAGGUUAAACUGAAUAGUCUUUGAAUCCAUCUACAACUUAAUAGGCAUAUUUAAAGUGCUAUUUAAUUAUUUUCAUUUCUCAGCAUCUGAUUCUAUAAGGAUGUAUUACCAGCCUCUGUGCUGGUAACUUCAUGUCGAACGUAGACUUCUCCAUACUGGUGUAGUUGUUAUAACAAAAAUAUGACAGUGUAUUCAUGACAGUAAAGGGUAGGUAUUUUAACUUGUUAUACACUUCUACGCAAUUGAACACACCUAUUUAACCAAGCCUUCUGUACACUCUAUUGUUAUACAGAAGUAAAGCAUGUGGUGGUAUCUUUAUGCAUGAUUCCGGUUCUUUUAUCAUUCUUCUACAUGGUGACUAUGCUGGUGUAGUCAAUAUUUGUGUAAAAAUGCUAAAAUAGUGUAUAUAUAUAUAUAUAUAUAUAUAUAUACACACACACAAUGUAUUUAAACAUUUUGGGAGCAAAAUGCUAAUAUAUCUCAAAUUAAUGGUAUUUUGUAAUACUGAUGUGAUGGCCUUUUGGUAAGCCUGUGUUUUGGGUUGAAAAUAAACAAUGAUUUUACUAGAUAUAUUUA